UCCCUGACUCUACGUUUUUAACAGACUCUUGGAGCCACACUUUAUUGUUGACUGAGUCUAUAAUUUUAGUUAGAGUGACAUUUUUAUAGCUGAGUGGUACACACCUUCCAGUCCACAAGGGGAAAAAAUCUUGUUUAACAGAAAAUGAGAGACACCCGCCAAAUCCCCAGAGCUUUUUCCACAUUGCCAGAGAAAUCUGACGCUUUGCUCCUCCCUUUAAAAAAAAAAAUAAGCCAACCCAAAUAAAUAAUAAUGAUUCGUUUCCCCAGCGGCCUUUUCCCAUGGUCCUUAGUCCCCUUUCCUCCGUCUCCACCCUCUCUGGCUUGCUUUAGUUCCGUGGGAGACUGGCUGGGGAGCGGGAGGUAGUUGCUUAGUCUCCUAGACCAAGUCCAGCUGCUGCUGUCCGGCGGCAGUAAAGAGCAGAGCAGAGCAGAAGAAGCAUAGUAAAGAUUGGAUUGCUUGCCUCCCUGCUCUUCUUCACGAUGUUUCCCAGUGCUUUAUCUGCCCGUACUGGCGUAUACUGGGAUAUACUGGGCUCUUCGGCACUACUGGACACAGCUCCAGGCUUUGGAAACCUGGGAAAGAGUUUCCUAAUUGAGAACUUGCUGCGGGCUAGAGACUCUCCAUCGUGUCUUCCAGCUCCUCCUCCCUUAGCUCCCUUAGCGGCAGCCACAGACACCACGGCGAAAAUGCCGGAGCAUCCCCUCCCUUCCAGCCCGUUACCCCUCAAAUUGUGCCUUGGAGGAGAACAAAUCGGGAGUCCUUAUCGGACUCAUUGGGCUUUUCAAGUGCUUAAUCCUUCGACUGACAGCAGUCAGCUGCCAGGCCUGGCUCGGGAAGACCAAGGUGGUGUCUUCCAACUCGCUGUCCCAGCUUCUUCCAAACUUUUUUUUCUGAGAGCCCCACAAUUCUACUCAACCUGCUGCGGUGGGUCCUGUCAGCACCCUGUGUCCCCCACUGCUUUGCCAAGAGAGGAUACUAUGUUGCCUCUACUGACACAGGAUUCUAAUUCCAAAGCACAAAGAGGAAUUUUAAGAAGAGCUGUAUUUUCUGAUGACCAGAGAAAGUCUCUGGAGAAAAUGUUUCAGAAACAAAAGUAUAUCAACAAAACAGACAGAAAGAAACUCUCCAUCAAUUUGGGACUAAAGGAGUCACAGGUGAAAAUUUGGUUUCAAAAUAGAAGAAUGAAAUGGCGAAACUGCAAAGAAAAAGAAGUACUUUCCAAUCAGUAUAUCAAAGAAGAAGGUUUUCAAGAGAAACAGAUUUCAAGAUCUACUCUAGGCUUUACAUCCUCUUGCCCCAGAAUAUGGAAAGUAUCUCAACAGCAUUCAAGUUCAAGAUGGAGGGAAAUUUCACCAGAACCUCCAGAAAAACUAAACCAUGAAAAUUCAUUGCAGCUACUUCCACAAGCAAAUUCCUAUCAUUCAUUGUAUUUGUACUCUGAAGUAGACACUAGAGAAAAGGAAGUUACUGCAGCCAUAUGAAAAAUAACUCAAAACUAUACAUUGAUUACAAAAGCAGAAAUUUGGAAUGGAUACUCUUUUUAAGCUAACAAACAAUACAGGAACACUAAAAACCAAUUAGACUUGUAUUUUAGCAGUAUCUAAGCUCUUAAUACCACUGGGGAAAAAAAUGUGAAAACUGUUGUUUUCAGAAUUACUUUCCAUUUUCUUUUGUUUUGUUGUUCUUAUUCUGUUUGUAGUGAUAUAGAAACUACAGGGAAAUAUAAAUGCAAAAUGAACCCCAAA
Antechinus flavipes (yellow-footed antechinus) is the source of this 1748-nucleotide messenger RNA. RefSeq names its product developing brain homeobox 2 (gene DBX2). The transcript is spliced from 4 exons. Gene Ontology annotation, biological process: regulation of transcription by RNA polymerase II. Lineage: Eukaryota; Metazoa; Chordata; Mammalia; Dasyuromorphia; Dasyuridae. Gene Ontology annotation, molecular function: DNA-binding transcription factor activity, RNA polymerase II-specific; DNA binding. Bases 483 to 1484 code for a protein of 333 amino acids. The record is from RefSeq and is a predicted model, not a curated record.